AUGUCAUCCAGACUCCCUCCAAACGAGCUUAACAGCGCAAGCCACGAAGAUCUCAAUGAUGAUAAUAACCGCAUUGAGACUACUAGCAGCUCCACAACCAUUACCACCAUAUCGACUGCGAUAACGAUUCGUUUUUCGACCGUUGGACAAGUCGAGGAGUCCUUCAGUCGUACGAUGACGCAGGAUACCUACAACAGCAUUUCCGGUCUCGAGGACGACAACACACCCUCGACCCCUCCGACAGGUUCCCUGCCCUCCGACAACACCUUUUACUACUUCAAUCAAGCAACAUACUAUGAGUCUUUAGGUCUUGAAUGGCAGGGUCCUGAUACCGAAACGGAUUCGGAAGCACCGCAGCUUCACUCUCUGCGCGGUAGACCGGACGAGCAUAUCCUCCUAUCAGAAAUUUCCAGUAGUGACUCCUCUUCCGACGAUGACUCUUCUCCCGACGAUGACGAUGAAGCCGAGGGUAGCCCGAAUUCCUCCUUCAUCCAUCUACUAAACCCUGGGCGGCUAAUAGCAGCACUGAUACGCAACGAGGGAGCCGAGAUCCUCGAGAACUACCCUCGAUUUCGAGACUUAGCCGGUAUCGACAGCGACAGCGAUGACGAUUCUGACUCUGAAGAUGAGCUGGAACCCACGCACACAACGCAACUUGCUACACGCCGCCUGGAAGAACUCGAUUCAUUCCUCAUGACGCUCCCGUAUGCGCGUCCAGGUGGGAAUUGUAUAUGGAACGAGUGCUUCUGCGCAGCAGAAUAUGAUGAAGAUGAGCAUGUUGCUGUUAGCCUGCCUUGUCGACAUGUAUUUGGUAGGAGCUGUAUUGCUCGGUGGUUUCGGAUGAGGUUAGAUCGGCAGCGGGAGAUGGGUCUGCUUGGGGUUGAGGGAGAGGAUGGUGAUAAUUGCCCGAUGUGUCGGACACCGAUGAGCCGGGGAGAGGAGCAACAAGAAGGUGAGUCUGACGGGGAGGAGGAUUCAGACUCAGAUGAGGAGUUAUGA
Molecule: messenger RNA, 999 nt
Organism: Periconia digitata
Lineage: Eukaryota; Fungi; Ascomycota; Dothideomycetes; Pleosporales; Periconiaceae
Source: the annotation of a GenBank genome assembly